Notothenia coriiceps (black rockcod) is the source of this 1435-nucleotide messenger RNA. RefSeq lists its product as uncharacterized. Gene Ontology annotation, cellular component: plasma membrane; axon. The record is from RefSeq and is a predicted model, not a curated record. Gene Ontology annotation, biological process: brain development; cell-cell adhesion; axon guidance. NCBI's taxonomy places the organism in Eukaryota, Metazoa, Chordata, Actinopteri, Perciformes, Nototheniidae. The transcript has 10 exons. Bases 1 to 966 code for a protein of 321 amino acids. Gene Ontology annotation, molecular function: cell-cell adhesion mediator activity.
AUGGGAGCUGAAGGAGAGGGCACCGUGUCAGAGGAAAAACACUCACCUGAGAGAGCAAAGCCUCCGAGGCCCGAGCUAAGAAACGGGGUUCUUCGGAGUUACAGCAUCAGCUACAGAGAGUACGACCCUGCAGGCCGACAGUUUAAAAGGUGGCAGCACUUGAGUGUGCCGGCCACACGGGAACUAGAGAGCGUCGUCCUCAGCAACCUGAAGCCUUCUGCCAGAUAUGGCGUGAUUAUACAGGCCAAAAACGACGCAGGAAUAGGACCUGCUUCAAAUGCCCCUCUCUGCUCCACUCUGGAUGAGGUGUCAACUAUCAAGUCUUCUUCCACUGCUGCCACAUGGAUAACAGCUGACACAACUUCCACAGUUCAGAGUGUUCCUGCUGCCACUGUUUGGCGAGGAAGCACCCCAGGCAUCACAUCAGUGCCCCCGGACCCCCCGGUGGUUGAGUUAAAGGAGGUCAGAGACAAUACAUUUUCCAUUUUAUGGACCCCCGGGUUUGAAGGAGAAACUCCCAUCACUGGCUAUUACCUGGAGUCCAAAUCAGCUAACGCCUCCUGGGAUUACAUAAAGACAGUUAUUGACUUCAGCCCUAACCAGACAGACGCCACAAUAAUAGAGAUGAAUCCCUCCACAUUCAACAUCCGCAUGUUUGCCAAGAACAGUUUGGCCACCAGUGGAGCCAGCAACGUCCUCACCAUCACCACUGGAGAAGGAGGUCGUCAGAGGGGUGAUGUCCUUACCACCAUUUCUACUGACACUCAUGCUGCUGCGAGCGUUGACAAGAGUAAAGGUGGUCACCUAGCAGCCAUCGCAGUGCCAGUGGUGCUGGUGCUGUUGGUUGUUGGCAUGGUAACAACAUGGAAGCUUCUCCGAAUAAAACAGAAAAAAGGCAACCUCAACAUGUGGCUGACCAAUGGAGCGCUUCGUUACAGAGGCGCGGAGCCACUUCAAGAGCUGUGAAUCUCUAAACAUCCUCCAAAAUGAGGCUUUAUCUUACAGGACAUUUUAAUACAUUUGCUAAAUAGAAUUGUUUAUAUAUAUAUGUAUUUGUUAUGGUAUUGAGGAAAGAAAUUAUAUCUACUACAAAUGUAUGUGUGCUAAGUUGAUUCAUAUUAACCAAAAUAAAAAAAUAAUCAAAUGUGUUAAUCAUUAAAUAAACUUUAAUCACAACAUUAACGCAAAUGGAAUUUUACUUUCAAACCUUCCUUGCACUUUUUGCAUUACUUUAUUAGUCAUUUUGGUUAUUUUUUUCUUUCUCAUUUUAACACAAUAUCGGCUAUUUGAUUGCAUAAAACUCAACUGAAAUCAAAGGACUUGUUAUAUUUGUAUGUGACUUUAUGUGUAAAGAAUUGAUACCACAUCUUUGCUGUUUUUGCUUUACGCUAUAAAUAUAGCCUAGUAAAUUACCAAAGUCAUCUACAUGUACUUU